Molecule: messenger RNA, 1698 nt
Organism: Ixodes scapularis (black-legged tick)
Lineage: Eukaryota; Metazoa; Arthropoda; Arachnida; Ixodida; Ixodidae
Exons: 2
Coding region: 1-1422 (473 amino acids)
Molecular function (GO): zinc ion binding
Source: RefSeq, a predicted model, not a curated record
AUGGCGUGUGCAGUGGUCGAUCCUAACCAGCAGGAAUGGACCUCCAAGACGAAGUCCCUGAAUCCGUUCUUUGGAAAAGAACAGAUCUACAGGUACAUGGAAACCAAAGGAGCCACAAAGCACCGAGAGGCUGGCCUGCGACUGUUUUCUUCAGGCCACCUGCAGAAGCUGGAGUUUUCUACGCGGGAGGCUGAGGACACCAUUGUACGUGCUCAAGUUUUGGCAUCUAUGUCAAUAAGAACUUCGUACAAAGUCAAUGCUGCACUGGCUAAGUGUGAUGGGGAGAUCAUUACUGGCCACUGCUCAUGUGUUGCAGGAAAGGGUUCCGUCUGCAAGCACCUUUGUUGCGUUUUUUACGGGCUAAUGUACAUCGCACAGCAUGACCUCAGUGUUGUACCAGGUGUUGUUGCAUGCACCGAGACGGAAAGGCAAUGGUACAAGCCAAGAGACCCCAGAAAAGUUAGCGAACAGUUUGGCACUGUGGUCUUUUGUAAAGACACUUGUGAGAGAAUGAGCAGUGCUCCAAAGCACCAUGAGAAGCGAGUGGCAUAUUCGUCACUUAAGGGUGACAGACUAAAUCUGCAGCCAUUGGACCUCAUUCACCUGCACGGCAAACUGUACGAGAGCGGCCUUCACUGCUUUGCGGACGUGCUCGAGGCUAAUGACUUUGUACCUAACAAAGUGAAAGAAAGUGACAGUGAAGCCACGGAAAAGCUACCACCGCGGUGGUUGGAUCAAGUAGAGAAGCAGCUAGGUCUAACUGCCUACACGCCAGAAGAAAUAGCGGCUGUGGAGGAGGGCACAAGGCUGCAAAGCUUGUGUCCUCUGUGGCAUCACUAUAGAGAAGGCAUCAUCACUGCCUCACUUGCGAAUAGAGUGUACACGUGGGUGCACACUUGUCGAACAAAAGUGGGACCCCACGAUCCUCGGUCUCUCUCGAAUGCUGUGUUGGGCAAAACGAAAUGUCGCGCAACAAAUGACAUGAAGAGAGGUCUCUUGCUCGAACCUGAGGCUAGAACACUGUUUCAAGAGAAAAACGCUAGCCAUGUAGAUCUUGACGUGAAGGAGAGUGGUCUCUUCUUGUCGCAGAGCCACCCUUUUCUGGGUGCAAGCCCAGACGGGAUAGUCUCGUGCAGCUGCUGCGAGAAGCGGCUCAUUGAGAUCAAAUGUCCGCGGAGCUUGGCAACAUUUUCUAAGUCUGAACUGCAUGAUGGACGCCUUAAACCCACUAGCAAACAUUAUGCACAGGUGCAGAUGCAAAUGGGCGUGACGGGACGGAAGUUGUGCAUCCUCUUUGUGUACUGCAGCAAAGACGACUACCGGCAGGUUUCAGUUCCUUUCGAUGAGAAAUAUUUCCAUGAGCUGGUUGAGCGUUGUACGUUUUUCUACGACACAUACUUUCUGCCUUGUUUUAGAUGUUAGGACAUUUUAUUGCAAAACAUACUCAUCUGAAAAGCUAUUUGUUUCUGUGGUUAACUAAAUUUGGAACUGCUGGUGUCCGAUGCAUAUUUAGCAAAUUUCUUUUUAAAGAAACGUAUUAAAAAAAAUUGUCUAAGUGUUCUAACAUGGUGCUUGGUAUAACAUGUGUUUUGUUUAAGAUAGACUACUCGUUUGCGGUUUAUUCCUUAUAUUUUUGUGCCAGCAAAUCGCCUCAGAUCUUCAGUGUACUUAUUUAGCUUUUGAAUGUAUUUGUUUAGU